This is a messenger RNA of Acanthopagrus latus (yellowfin seabream), 1686 nucleotides long. Its product is annotated as glycolipid transfer protein-like. Gene Ontology annotation, biological process: intermembrane lipid transfer; ceramide transport. The record is from RefSeq and is a predicted model, not a curated record. The coding region runs from base 121 to 750 and encodes 209 amino acids. Gene Ontology annotation, cellular component: cytosol; cytoplasm; membrane. NCBI's taxonomy places the organism in Eukaryota, Metazoa, Chordata, Actinopteri, Spariformes, Sparidae. Gene Ontology annotation, molecular function: ceramide 1-phosphate transfer activity; ceramide 1-phosphate binding. The transcript has 5 exons.
AAAGUGAUAGGGGCUCGCUGGUGGCGCUUCCCCACCCCAUCUGACAAGAAAACACAGUUCCGGGUUCUCUCUCCAGCCGAAGAGCUGCUCGCUGCCGCUGCUUCCGACGACGGCGGGACCAUGUCUCUUCUCCUGGAUAACCAAUUCGGAGAGCUGCCUCCUGACAAGUCGGUGGACACGAAGUUGUUCCUGGAGGCCGUCUCUCACCUGCCGUCGUUCUUCGACUGCCUGGGAUCAAAAGUGUUUGGAAUCAUCAAAUCAGACAUUAAUGGCAAUAUAACAAAAAUUAGAGCUGUGUAUGUUCAGGAUCCAGAGAAGUACGUCACCCUGCAGCACAUACUGGAGGCCGAGCGAGAGGCCCACGCAGCUGAGUGGCCCAAAGUUGGAGCAACGUUGGCCCUGAUGUGGCUGAAAAGGGGUCUCCGUUUCAUACAAGUCCUUCUGCAGAGUCUGGCAGACGGAGACAGGGAUGAGAACAAACCUAACCUCAUCAGAGUGAAUGUCAUCAAAGCCUACGAGCAGGCGCUGAAGAAGUACCACGGCUGGAUCGUGCAGAAGAUUUUCGAUGCAGCGUUACAUGCAGCUCCCUACAGAUCAAACUUCCUCAAGGCUCUGUCGAAAGGAGAGGAAGUGAAAGAGGAGGACUGUCUGGCAAAUGUGCGGCUCUUCCUGGUUAAUUACUCUACCACUGUGGACGCCAUCUACGAGAUGUACACAAACCUCAAUGCAGAGCUGGACUACACCGUUUGACGUCCCAGGACGCGACUGGACAGGACGCGCAGGAGGGUCGUCCGUCCCGCCUCUGAAGUUCAGGACAAUUCCCGGCCUCAUAAGAUGGUUUUUAACGAGAUUGUUUAAAUUUUUCCUCCUUUCAGUUUGAUAUUUAUUACUCUGAUUAUGCCUCGCUGAAUAUUUAACGCUGUAUAUUUGGUCUUAAAAUGAUGCCUUAAUUCGAAGCAAACAGAAGCAGAUUAUUAUGUUUGUGUUCUUGUAUGUGGUUUAAAGUGAUUGCGGGAUUGUUGCAGCAUCAGUGCAGCUCUUAUGAAGAAUUAGUUGCUUGUAUCUUUAUGGCAUUAAUUAGCGGCUUUGACCUGUCCCAUCACAGAGAGGAAUACAAGACUGUAAACACUAUUACUGGAAACCAUUUCAGAUGUUCUCUGCCUCCUGAGCCCCGGAGUCACCUCCACUGUCCGUCUGAGAGCAGCGGCCCCAGUAGUCAUUUUUUUUUUAAAUUUCCACCACAGUUGUGUGGUAGCUGGAAUCCAUUUAGUGCCUUGAUGGUAAUCAAUAAAUACAAAAUUCAUCUAUUUGUAAUUCCAUUUUACCUACAGAACAAGAGUGACUUCAUUUUUCUGAGGGCAUCACCUGUGUGGGGCUUGUGGCAUGUCUGUGUUGAGUCAGAGGGUGUGGUCCUCUUGUGUUGUAUUGUUCUGUAGUUUGUUUUGUGUCGAUUUAUGUCUCAACUGACGUAACCUCUUUUUACACAAGCUUUACAAUGUUAAUAUUUCUAAUUUCAGGAGUCAGCACAUCACGUGCGCAUCAACUUGUUUAGCAUUUCCUGUAUAGAUACUUAAAGACAGGCGGUUGUUUGUUUCUGGAUUAUCAACUUUGAUCUCAUUUGUUGUUAAGACAAGAUUUUAAAUUAAUAAUCUUGACUUUGAAUUAAAAAACAAGUAUUAAAAUCUA